AUGGAUUUUGAUAAGGACUUGGAUAGAACUCUGAAAAUUCAAACCUCGGGGAACAUUCCCAUAAUAGGAUGCUUUGAGGAGAUGAAUUUAAAGGAGCCCCUUUUAAAAGGAAUCUAUGCAUAUGGCUUUGAGACUCCGUCUGCGAUCCAAUCGCGAGCUAUCACCCAAGUUAUCCAGGGAAGAGAUGUUAUAGCUCAAGCCCAAUCAGGAACAGGGAAAACCGCCACUUUCACAAUUGGGAUGCUUCAAGUUGUGGAUUCAAGUAAAAUCGAAACCCAAGCGUUGGUUUUGUCAACAACGCGGGAACUAGCAGCUCAGAUUAGGACAGUGAUUAACGCUUUGGGUGACUAUAUGAAAGUUCGAUGCCACGCGUGCGUUGGCGGAAAAAGUGUUGGUGAGGAUGUGAAGGCUCUCUCUAAAGGACAGCAUAUUGUAAGUGGUACUCCAGGGCGUGUUUUAGACAUGAUCAAGCGCCGUACACUCAGCACAAGAAAUGUGAAAAUGCUUGUUUUGGAUGAAGCCGACGAGCUGCUUGGCAAAGGGUUUCAAGAUCAAAUUAAUGAAAUUUAUCAGUAUUUACCUCCAUCGACGCAAGUGGUGGUCGUAUCAGCAACGCUUCCAAAAUCUGUCCUCUCGCUCACCAAUAAAUUCAUGUCUGACCCAGUCAAGAUAUUGGUCAAGAGAGACGAACUAACCCUAGAAGGGAUAAAUCAGUAUUAUAUUCAAGUCGAAAAGGAAGAUUGGAAAUUUGAUACAUUGUGUGAUCUGUACGACUCUCUAACAAUCACCCAAGCUGUCAUAUUUUGCAAUACCAAGAAAAAGGUUGACUGGCUGAGCGAAUCACUUCGAAAAGCGAACUUCACCGUUUCUUCAAUGCAUGGGGACAUGAAACAAGAAGAGAGGGAUCGCGUGAUGGAUGAGUUUCGACUCGGUAACUCAAGAGUUCUCAUAUCGACUGACAUUUGGGCGCGAGGAAUCGAUGUGCAACAGGUCUCGUUAGUCAUCAAUUACGACCUGCCUUUCGAUAAAGAGAACUACGUUCAUCGUAUCGGGCGAUCAGGUCGAUUUGGAAGAAAGGGUGUAGCGAUAAAUUUUGUCACGAGGAACGAACUAAGCGAUUUGGCUGAUCUCGAAGAGUUCUUUAGCAUCAAGAUCGAUGAGAUGCCAUCCAAUCUAAGUGAUGUGCUAUAA
Ogataea angusta is the source of this 1191-nucleotide messenger RNA. RefSeq lists its product as uncharacterized. The record is from RefSeq and is a predicted model, not a curated record. The transcript has a single exon. The coding region runs from base 1 to 1191 and encodes 396 amino acids. NCBI's taxonomy places the organism in Eukaryota, Fungi, Ascomycota, Pichiomycetes, Pichiales, Pichiaceae. Gene Ontology annotation, cellular component: catalytic step 2 spliceosome; nucleolus. Gene Ontology annotation, molecular function: RNA helicase activity; ATP binding; mRNA binding.